Molecule: messenger RNA, 2436 nt
Organism: Anopheles coustani
Lineage: Eukaryota; Metazoa; Arthropoda; Insecta; Diptera; Culicidae
Product: proton channel OtopLc
Exons: 5
Coding region: 1-2436 (811 amino acids)
Biological process (GO): proton transmembrane transport
Cellular component (GO): membrane
Molecular function (GO): proton channel activity
Source: RefSeq, a predicted model, not a curated record
AUGUCCUCCAGCUCACCGAGCGGGGGACUCGCCCACGCAGUCACCGGAAAGCUGUACAAGAAGAACUCCGUCUCUUUCAGCGAACAGUUGGAAAGUGAGCUAGCAUCGCUGAGCAUCGCCACCGCGACGGUCGACGAGGAGGAUCCGGAAGCUGAGCGCGCCAGCGACGAUGCCGGUUCGGCGAGCGGCGGACUAGCAUCGAGGGACGGACAGUACCUGUCGGUGCCGCGGGUAGACGACGCGGGCGACGAAGCGGUACAGCUACUGGGUAAAACCAUCACCAACACCACCACCAACCCGUCCAUUCUGAGCGGCAGUAGUAAGAGCAUGCCUCCCAAGUACGCGAGCCAAAGCCACCAUCUUAGCCACAGCCAUCACAACCACCAUCACCACUCCAACACCAUGCUGGAUCAGAUCCCGGAGGAUCUGGAGUCGAAGCGGAACGGUGGCACCAACGAUGUGACGUACCCUUCGCCGAGGCGGCUGUCCAUAGUGCCGCCGGAUGCGUCGGGAACUGGCGCUAGCCACAGCAAACCGUCGCUGAUGGCGGCGAUCAGGCGUGGUUCGCUGGCGUGGCUGCCCGGCCGCCGGCAACACAACAUCGAGCUCGAGUCCAACAUGGGCAGCAAGGUGUCGCUCAGCCAGCUGCCGCCCUCUAGCGGACCCUUCAGCGAGCAGGCACUAGAGUCACGCCGGAAGAACCGCAGAUUUGGCGACGACGCACUGAGUACGGCGCUGUCGGCACUGUACGCCAAGAUCAUCGUCAUUCUGGGAAUCGCGCUGCCCGUCACGGAGAUCCUCUCCUCGCAGAUCCCGGCGAACGUCUACCAGGGCUUCUACCUGUUUCUAUACACGGUCAGCAUCGUGUUUGUCAUCUUCGUGUACGCCUCCACCAUGCGCCGGCGUGCGGUCAUGACUCUCAUCAAAAACUACCACGCCAAAACGAACAGCACCGGCGGGUCGACGAAGAAGCGCGUCCCGCACUUCGGCAGCUUCUAUCUGCGCGUCGGUGCGAUCGCCUUCGGCAUCGGCACCAUGGUCUACUCCGGGCUGGAGUUUGGCCAGUACUUCGAGCUGAACGCGUCGCCCGGCUGCUCGAGCAUCUUCAUCGCGCUGACACCGGCCGCCCGCAUGCUGCUGUCGCUGGUGCAGAUGCAGUUCAUCUUCCUCAACACGUCCGAGCUGGACAUGGCCCGGCACAAGGUGUUCGCCCGCUUCGGCCUGAUGCACAUGGUGGCGACGAACCUGUGCGAGUGGCUGUACGUGCUGGUCGAGGAGACGAAGCACGAGAUUCACCAUCUGGCGCACUUGGCGCACCACGCGGUCGCCGGACACCACCAGGACUCCGCGGCUAGUCAUGGAUCGGUGGCGAGCACAACGCAUGCUCCAAACGCCAGCGUUGUUGUCAGCACGCCGGAAUCGUCGUCCGAGGAGUUGCUGGAUCAGGCCGCGGGAGCCCUCGUGAACCACACGGUGGUGCGGCGGGCAGCAGGCGAGUCGGGGGAGUACGUCGACUGUCAGCGGACGAACAUCAUGGGCUCGCUGGUGCAGAACGUGUCGCCUUUCCUGUUCCCGUGCACGAUCGAGUACUCGCUCAUCUGCGCGGUCAUCCUGUACGAGAUGUGGAAGAAGGUGAAGACGAUCGCCGAAAUCGACCGGACGCGCCGCAGCUCUAUCAAGGUGCAGACGGCCGGCGGCUCGAAGAGUGCGCACCACUUCUCGGUCGACUGCUCCCGGGCGCACCGGGGCAUGUUCGGCGGCAUCCUGCUGACGGUGCUGACCAUCAUCUGCCUGAUCAUGUACUUCGUGCUGUACGACGAGCCCGGCUACGAGUACUUCGCCAUCCAGGAGGUGACGAUCGCCGAGACGCUGAUGUACACGGUGACGGCGGUGGCGGUGCUCGUCGCCAUGCUGAAGAUGCGCGACCUCAAGUACCAGCGCCGGAAGAACGAUCACCACGCCGGCUCGAUCAGCCUCGACUGCACGCUGCUGGUGCUCGCCCAGACCGGCGUCUACGUGUACGGCAUGUUCAGCAUCGUCGGUAGCUACUUCUCGAUGCAGCAGGACGUUCUGGGGGCACGCGAGGCGCUGGUCGCCGAGCUGUUCAGCCUCAUCCAGACCUCCAUCCAGACGCUCUUCAUCCUGAACGCCGUCUGGCGUCGGUGCCGCGGCGCACAGCAGAACCGCACCAAGCCCGGCCGCGAGAUCGUCACCUUCCUGCUCGUCGCCAACAUGGCGAUGUGGUUCAUCAACACGCUGAUCAAGGGACGGGCCAGCUUUCGGCCGUCGCAUCUGGACUUCUUCGGCACCUGGGCCUGGACGGUGAUCACGCACGUCUCGAUGCCGCUAGCCAUCUUCUACCGCUUCCACUCGACCAUCUGCCUCUUCGAGAUCUGGAAGUCCACCUACAAGGUUAAAAUCUCCGAUCACCACUGA